Messenger RNA from Plutella xylostella (diamondback moth), 1523 nucleotides. Its product is annotated as solute carrier family 25 member 3. Gene Ontology annotation, cellular component: mitochondrial inner membrane. Gene Ontology annotation, biological process: mitochondrial phosphate ion transmembrane transport. The record is from RefSeq and is a predicted model, not a curated record. NCBI's taxonomy places the organism in Eukaryota, Metazoa, Arthropoda, Insecta, Lepidoptera, Plutellidae. Gene Ontology annotation, molecular function: phosphate transmembrane transporter activity.
CUUAUUGCCAUAAAUUAAUUCCUUCCAAGUGACAUCUAAUUUCUUAUGUGACAUCAUGAAAACAUCACAUUUUAGAGAAGUUGCAUAGAAGUAAAUAAACUAAUCGCCCCACAUAGUUUUUGCUAGAAGAAUAAUGUUCCUUGGUUUCCCUAAACAAUAACUUUUGGAUUGAAACAUUAACAUCAUUAGCAUACGUUACCAAAAUGGGAGACGAGAAGCCUAAGAAGGAGGAGUUCUCCACAGAGCUCUAUACCCCCAAGUUCUUCGCUCUUUGCUUCGUGGGGGGCACCCUGGCGUGCGGGCUCACGCACACGCUGGUGACCCCGCUAGACCUCGUGAAGUGCCGCCUGCAGGUGGAUAAGGCCAGAUACCAGUCCAUUUUCAAAGGUGCCAGAGUAUCUUACUGCGAGGGCGGCUUCAGGAACCUGGUGAAGGGCUGGGCGCCCACGCUCGUGGGCUACAGCAUGCAGGGCGCCUUCAAGUUCGCCGGCUACGAGUACUUCAAGUGGAAGUACUCCGGGCUCACCGACCCCGUCACGGCUUAUGAGAACCGAACGUUUAUUUUCCUCGCUGCGUCGGCUAGUGCUGAGUUUAUAGCGGAUAUGUUCCUGGCGCCGUGGGAGGCGGUGAAGGUCCGCAUGCAGACGACUCCAGGCUACAGCAGCCGGAUGCGAGACGCCAUGCCGCACAUGUACCGGACUGAAGGACUGGGAGUCUUCUUCAAGGGCCUGCCUCCGCUCUGGGGCCGACAGAUCCCCUACACCAUGAUGAAGUUCGCCUCCUUCGAAAAGACUGUCGAGUAUAUUUAUGCCAACUUGGUUCCGAAGCCGCGGGAGCAGUGCACUAAAGCGGAGCAGCUAGUGGUGACGUUCUCUGCGGGAUAUAUCGCGGGGGUGCUGUGUGCCAUCGUGUCCCACCCGGCUGAUACAGUGGUGUCUAAGCUGAACAAGGACCCCAGCGCCAGUAUAGGCGGCAUACUGAAGGAGGCGGGGUUUCUGGGCGUGUGGCGCGGGCUGGCGGCGCGUAUCAUCAUGAUCGGCACGCUCACGGGCCUGCAGUGGUUCAUCUACGACGCCUUCAAGGUCUACACGCGGAUGCCAAGACCUGUCGCCGGUCCACCCCCCAAGACCGAAGAAAAAAAAUGACUCGCGAUAAAAUUGAUGCUGUGUCUUCACAUUUUGUCUGUACAUAAGUUUGAGGAGCCAUUUUAUUGUAGAUUAUGCUGAACGUCGUGGCUUUAGUCCUGUUUGUGUUUCUGAUCCGGCUUGAGCUGGGUUUAUAAGACGUAGCGGGCCAGGGUCCAGGUCCAUUUGCAAUAGGUCACUUAGAGCGGAUCGGCGCUCGUAAGUGCCGCACGGAGCGGAGAUAAAUCCCCAUAUUAUUGUUAUUGCCCUCCCAAAGGAUAUUCCCCUUUUCAAACUUGUAUAAGAUGGGACGCUUACUCCAUUAUAUAUUUUUAUACGUAUCUCCGAUCAUUGUUAAUGCAUUAGAAUUCUUCCAAUAAAAGUCUGUUAAGUUGGUGA